Messenger RNA from Monodelphis domestica (gray short-tailed opossum), 5268 nucleotides. It is a transcript of the gene AASS, whose product is annotated as aminoadipate-semialdehyde synthase. Gene Ontology annotation, cellular component: cytoplasm. Gene Ontology annotation, molecular function: saccharopine dehydrogenase activity. The record is from RefSeq and is a predicted model, not a curated record. Lineage: Eukaryota; Metazoa; Chordata; Mammalia; Didelphimorphia; Didelphidae.
GUCCCAAAGAAGUUCAGCAAAUACCUCCUCCUCCUCCGCCUUUCCCCCUCUUCCCCCCUCCCCCCCACAAUUUGCUUCUUUGAAUUCGGAGCUUUCCGGCAGAGAUUAGAAAGGAUCGCGGGGGUUCUCAGUGCAUGCCCCCAAGCACCAGAGUAUCUUUGAGCAAGGUUUCCCCAGUUUUCAUGAUGUUGCAACUACUCAGGAACAAACGAUAUAGGGUAGCAAUCAGCCAUUUAAAACGCCUCCAUCAUAAGGCUGUGCUGGCACUCAGGCGAGAAGAUGUAAAUGCAUGGGAAAGAAGGGCACCUCUAGCCCCAAAGCACAUCAAAGGAAUCACCAAUUUGGGAUAUAAGGUGCUUGUUCAACCUUCGAAUCGGAGAGCCAUUCAUGAUAAGGAAUAUGUCAAAGCUGGUGGCAUUCUUCAGGAAGACAUUUCUGAGGCUUGCCUCAUUGUGGGAGUGAAGAGGCCACCAGAAGAAAAAUUAAUGCCUAAGAAGACGUAUGCAUUCUUCUCUCACACAAUCAAGGCUCAGGAAGCAAAUAUGGGCUUGCUGGAUGAGAUUCUGAGACAGGAAAUCCGGCUUAUUGAUUAUGAGAAAAUGGUUGAUCAUAAAGGAACACGUGUGGUAGCCUUUGGGCAAUGGGCAGGCGUGGCAGGGAUGAUCAACAUUUUACAUGGAAUGGGCUUAAGGUUCCUUGCCCUGGGACAUCACACACCUUUUAUGCAUAUUGGUAUGGCCCAUAACUACAGGAACAGCAGUCAGGCUGUGCAAGCUGUACGUGAUGCUGGCUAUGAAAUUUCUCUGGGAUUGAUGCCCAAGUCUAUAGGACCUUUAACAUUUGUGUUCACUGGAACUGGUAAUGUGUCUAAGGGUGCUCAGGAGAUCUUCAAUGAGCUCCCUUGUGAGUUUGUGGAGCCACAUGAGUUAAGAGAAGUUUCCCAAAACGGAGAUCUCAGGAAAGUAUAUGGGACAGUGUUAAGUCGACAUCAUCACCUUGUCAGGAAAAGAGAUGGGGUGUAUGACCCUGCAGAAUAUGACAAGCAUCCUCACCUCUACACUUCUCGCUUUAACACUGAUAUUGCCCCAUAUACUACUUGUUUAAUUAAUGGAAUCUACUGGGAGCAAGACACACCUCGGCUAUUGAGCCGCCAAGAUGCCCAGAAGCUCCUUGCCCCAGUAAAAACUUCAGUUGCUGCUGUUGAGGGUUGCCCUUCAUUGCCCCACAAACUUGUGGCCAUAUGUGACAUUUCAGCUGACACUGGUGGGUCUAUAGAAUUUAUGACAGAGUGUACGACAAUAGAUAGUCCCUUCUGUAUGUAUGAUGCUGACCAGCAUAUUAUUCAUGACAGUGUCGAAGGCUCUGGGAUACUCAUGUGUUCCAUUGACAAUUUACCAGCCCAGCUCCCAAUUGAAGCUACAGAAUACUUUGGAGAUAUGCUUUUUCCCUAUGUUGAAGAAAUGAUAUUAUCAGAUGCGACUCAGCCUCUUGAAAGUCAGAAUUUCUCUCCUGUUGUCCGAGAUGCAGUGAUUGCAUCCAAUGGAUCAUUGCCUGAUAAGUAUAAAUAUAUCCUGAAACUACGGGAGAGCAGGGAGCGUGCACAGUUGCUUUCAAUGGGCAACACGAAGAAAGUGUUGCUACUUGGAACUGGCUAUGUGUCUGAGCCAGUACUAGAAUACCUUUCUAGAGAUGGUAGCAUUGAAAUAACAGUAGGCUCAGAUAUGAAGAAUCAGCUUGAACAUUUGGCCAAGAAAUACAACAUUAACCCCAUUGUUUUGAAUAUUGGCAAGCAAGAGGAGAGACUGGCCAGUUUGGUAAAGAAACAAGACCUUGUGAUCAGCUUGCUACCAUAUGUAUUACAUCCUCUUGUGGCCAAGGCAUGUAUUGCCAGCAAAGUGAAUAUGGUCACUGCCAGCUAUAUCACACCAGCCAUCAAAGAACUGGAGAAAAGUGUGGAUGAAGCUGGCAUCACAAUAAUUGGAGAGUUGGGAUUGGACCCUGGCCUUGACCAUAUGUUGGCCAUGGAAACAAUUGAUAAAGCUAAAGAAGUAGGAGCCACGAUUGAAUCUUAUGUCUCUUUUUGUGGUGGCUUGCCAGCACCAGAGCAUUCAGACAAUCCUUUGAGAUACAAAUUCAGCUGGAGCCCAGUUGGAGUCUUACUGAACAUACUACAACCUGCUAAAUAUCUACUCAAUGGAGAGGUGGUUGAUGCUGGUGGGGCAUCUUUUCUUGAUUAUGUCAACUCCAUGGAUUAUUUCCCAGGAUUAAAUUUGGAAGGCUACCCCAACAGAGAUAGUAUCAAGUAUGCAGAGAUAUAUGAUAUUCCGUUUGCUCAUACCUUGCUGCGAGGGACUCUAAGAUAUAAGGGAUAUGCGAAAGCUCUGAAUGGAUUCGUGAAACUGGGUCUCAUCAAUAGAGAUGCAUAUCCUGCCCUUAGUCCUGAGGCCUCACCUAUCACCUGGAAAGAACUGCUCUGUGAGUUGGUUGGGAUUUCACCUUCCUCCACUCCUGAUGUACUUAAGGAAGCUGUCUACAAGAAACUGGAUGGGGAUGACAUGCAGCUGCAGGCCAUAGAAUGGUUUGGUUUAUUUGGAGAUGAACAAGUCCCCAGAGCGGGGUCUCUAGUGGAUGCCUUCUCUAAACAUUUGGUGAUGAAACUUUCCUAUGGUCCUGGAGAAAAAGAUAUGAUUGUAAUGAGAGACAGUUUUGGAAUACGGCAUCCUUCUGGUCAUCUAGAACACAAAAAUAUUGAUCUUGUGGUAUAUGGUGAGGUCAAUGGAUUUUCAGCCAUGGCUAAGACGGUUGGUCUGCCAGCAGCCAUGGCUGCCAAAAUGAUACUGGAUGGUGAAAUUAAAGCAAAAGGCCUAAUUGGGCCCUUUACAAAGGAGAUCUAUGGACCAAUACUGGAGCGUAUUAAAGCAGAAGGCAUUAUAUACACAGUUCAAAGCACCAUCAAGCAGUAAUUGGGAAUAACCAUAUAAUUAAAUCUACCAGGAAAAAAAAAACUUGCCAAAGAAUCCAAAACCUUUGUGCUAUAAGCAUACUUCCCAAUGUACUUUUUUAUGCUAUCAUAUACAAUAACAUAUUUUUGAUUGAGUGAAAGGAAUAAUUUUUGUGAAAAUACAAUUCUAUUUUUCAUGCUAAUUCUUUGAUACAUGAAAUUUCACUAAUUGUUAGAGACUAUAAUGUUUUUUUAACCAUGGAUUCCUUCUUCUGUAUAUAUAAAAGUGAAGAUAAAAUAGAUCUUCAUUAAUUUAUUGUACAUUUUUGCUGAAUCUUUUAGGAAUUAAUUUCUCCAGGUAUAUGAGCAUAUAUUUUUCCACUUGGGGGGUUCUAGCCAGAACAUUUUUCCUGUUUGCAACCAUAAUUUUAUUGUAAAGGGUAAAUUUUGGGUUGAGACUGAAUAAUAUAAAUGUAAUUGGUCACUAGGGAUUUAAUUUCUUAAAUCCCAAUGAAGCACUCAAGGCCGAAUGGAAUUUUAUGGUGAUUUAUUUACAACAGGAGGAAGAAAUUAAGAGAGAGAGAGAGAGGAAAAAGAGUUAAUUUAAACUGCUCCAGCUCAGGCUGAGCCAGGCAGGAGUUCAAGGUCUUGCCCAAGGGGCCUCCCCAGAGAGCCAAGGGAAAGGUCAGUCAGUCUUAUCACUCACCACAUGACUUUCUCAAGGAAGCUGUCUGAGGGAACUCCUCCAGGCUCCAGUUCCAGGGUCAAUUGGUGCCCAGGCCUCCUCACAGGAAGUGACAAGAACUUCAAAAACAGUUCUCUACAUGACUUCCUGUGUCUCACAUGUGCCAAUAGUGGCUCAAGCUUGGCUUAGGACAGCCCAGGGGACAAUAAAUUGUUUCUGAUUUGUCACUUGCUAGCACAUGCCAGUGUAGUGGGGGUGUAUACAUUCCUGGGUUGUUAGACUAAGCAAAAUGGAGACAAUCUAAAAAUCAUAUUAUAUUUUUCAAGUCAACUGAAUUGGCUUUAGAUUACCUAUCUAUAAAACUUUUAUAUAUUCCACUAAAAGAUUUAUAUUCUCGCUAUAAACAUCUCUUAUUGUGGUGUAACUGAGGAGACAUAUUCAGAGGAAGUCAGGAGAGUUCUCAAAUUCACACAACAGUUUAGAGGAAGAGCUCAUGCUAAAAUUCAUGUCUCAUGGUUUCUCAUCUCAACUCUUCCUUUUCCUCUAUUGUAUCUGCCCCUGGGAUGUUUCAUUAUGCCCAAUUCUCUGUUUAGUAUGAUUUGUAAUGCAACUAUUAAUAUUUAGAAUCCACCGAUUAUCCACAAUAGAAUAAAGAUACAUUAAAGAAAGCUCUCUAAGAUGGACAAUUCCAGCCAGCCAAGAAAUUGAAGUUCUCAUUUUGUGAUUUCUCAUAUCCCUUUCAUUCUCAAUGCUUGCUAUGAUGAGAUACAUUAUUUUAAUUUCUAUUAAAACACAUUUUUCUUUCUCUUAAUGCUGUGCAUUAAUUUUAAGAAGAGGCCUUUGCUCAGUUCUAAGCUCUGGAUCAGGCUUACAUUGAUGGUGUAUGGAAUUGCUUGUUAAUUGGUUGAGAAGUGUAACCUCUUCACUUUUUAUCCUGUGAUGGAAUGUUUCUUAGGAUUUGUGGAAGUUCAUUUCUCAUCAAAAAGAUAAACACCUAAGGUUGCUUGGAUGGAAAAUUAGAGAUAAAUAUGGAGAAAGAAAUUAAAUGGUAAAUGAAUGGAGAAAGAAUGGUUUGUUUAAUAGACCAAUUUGGCCUAGAUUAAAAAAAGUAAAGUUAACCUUUUAGAUUACUAGUUUAGUUUUCAGAAUUUAUAUACUCACUUUAGUAUUUAGUAUAGUUGCAUUUUAAUCAAUUUUCUCUAUACAUAUUUUAGGUUAGAUAUAUCAUUAUUUUUAAGGGAAGUGAUGCCUGUCAUGAUUUGGAAUUUUUAAAGCCAUAUCCCUCAAUGAAGCUUGCUUUCAAAAGAAAAAUUAAGUUCCUUUAUUCCUGAGUUAAAGGACAGCAGCUUAUUGAUAUCCCCUUUCCCUUGGUAAAGAUGUUUUCUUUCUCUUCUGAACUAUAGGUAUGAAUAUCAUGAGAUAUCUGCCCUCUCAAAAAUUAAUAAAAGUACUGAUUUUAAAACUUUUUAGUGGAUCACUUGGAUUUUCCAAGAUCUAGAAUGCUCCUUUUUUUUUUUUAAAGAAAAAGAGUUCCAUUUGUUGUUGGGACUUUUGUUUCAAGAGACAAUUCGCAUAAAAGGAGUAUGUAAAGAUAUGAGGUUGUACUUUGAAUUGAAAAUAAAUGUCUUUGAAAUUUAAAAAA